This is a messenger RNA of Vigna umbellata (rice bean), 891 nucleotides long. NCBI's taxonomy places the organism in Eukaryota, Viridiplantae, Streptophyta, Magnoliopsida, Fabales, Fabaceae. The record is from RefSeq and is a predicted model, not a curated record.
CUAUAUCAAUCCCGUUUUCUCUUGUGUCGAUCCCCUACUUACUUUUCUGCUCUGUGGUGUGCGGAAUCAAGCGGCGGUUAGGGUUUUGCCAGGAUGAAAAAGAGGCAGGUGGUGGUGAAGAGAGAAUACGCCGCUUCUUCUGCGGUGGGGAAUAUUCGAUACGGGGAGUGCCAGAAGAAUCAUGCAGCCAACACCGGAGGUUACGCAGUGGAUGGUUGCAGGGAAUUCAUGGCUAGUGCCGGUGAGGGAACGACUGCUUCGCUUACAUGUGCGGCUUGUGGCUGCCACAGGAACUUUCACAAGAAGGAAGUACUGCACGGAGUCAACUGAACCAGACCAACCUGUGUCUCGCUCUGUGAUUCAUGAGUGAGUUCUUUCUCGUUCUUCUCCUCCAUUCCUACCACCCACAGUCAGAAACCAAAAAAAUAGAGAAACACAAUAUAUAUAGAUAUAUAUAUUGAAGAGUUUGUGUAUCAAAUUACCUUUUCUUCUUGCUUCUUGCUUCCAUUGGUGCUUGCAAUUAAGUCUUGAUUGCUGAUACAAUAGACAUUGAUUCCUGUGAAAGAAAAUAUUGAACUUAUGAACUUCUGUUAUUGGAAUAUUACUCUAUUGUUCUCUUCUCCAUCUUUUGCUCUUCCUCUGGUCUUCCUCCUCCUUUGUUUACAAGGAUUAAUCUUGCAAGGAAGAGACGAUAAGAUGGAGAGAAGAUAAAGCGAUCCACCCUGCUUUGAAAUUUACUUUUAACCAUGUUAGCACAAUCAUUUAUUAAGCUAAUUAGGCUCCUUUGUCAUCUUCUUAUUAACCUUUUCUCAAUCACCAAAAAAUAGAUGGAAUCUUGGAGAAUAAAUUUAGUGGAGAUUACCUGUUAACGACUACAUCUGUUUAAGAAUA